Messenger RNA from Archocentrus centrarchus (flier cichlid), 2943 nucleotides. RefSeq names its product v-rel avian reticuloendotheliosis viral oncogene homolog A (gene rela). Gene Ontology annotation, biological process: positive regulation of transcription by RNA polymerase II; canonical NF-kappaB signal transduction; innate immune response. NCBI's taxonomy places the organism in Eukaryota, Metazoa, Chordata, Actinopteri, Cichliformes, Cichlidae. The record is from RefSeq and is a predicted model, not a curated record. The transcript has 11 exons. Gene Ontology annotation, molecular function: RNA polymerase II cis-regulatory region sequence-specific DNA binding; DNA-binding transcription factor activity, RNA polymerase II-specific. Gene Ontology annotation, cellular component: nucleus; cytoplasm. The coding region runs from base 156 to 2036 and encodes 626 amino acids.
AGGCGACAGAGCAGCUCUGUCAAGAACUUCGUGGAGUCUGUAGUGCCGUGUUUGCUGCUUCAUUUAGCUAAAAAAAAAGAAAAAAAGAAGAAAAAAAAAACUAUUGAGAAAUAGCGGGGGAUAUUGAGGAACGUGAGUCGGACUUGGACACAGCCAUGGACCCUACAUAUGGAUGGGGCCUUACCCCUCUCAACCAGGCCCCCUUCAUAGAGAUUAUCGAGCAGCCAAAGCAGAGGGGGAUGAGGUUUAGGUACAAAUGUGAGGGACGGUCUGCUGGCAGCAUUCCCGGAGAGAAAAGUAAUGACACCACUAAGACCCACCCAGCAAUCAAGGUGCACAACUACAACGGCCCCCUGCGUGUUCGCAUCUCAUUGGUAACGAAGAACGCACCCUACAAGCCUCAUCCUCACGAGCUGGUUGGGAAAGAUUGCAAACAUGGCUACUACGAGGCCGACCUGCAGGAGAGACGGAUACACAGUUUUCAGAACCUGGGUAUACAGUGUGUAAAGAAGAAGGAUGUGAAUGAGGCCAUCACCUGUAGACUGCAGACAAACAAUAACCCCUUCAGCAUUCCUGAGGCUAAGGUGUGGGAAGAAGAGUUUGACCUGAAUUCAGUCCGGCUUUGCUUCCAGGCCUCCAUCACUCUGCCUGCAGGGGAGCUUUUUCCUCUGGAGCCUGUGGUAUCACAGCCCAUCUAUGACAACAGGGCUCCAAACACAGCAGAGCUAAAGAUCUGCAGAGUCAACCGCAACUCUGGAAGCUGCAAAGGAGGGGAUGAAAUCUUUCUUCUGUGUGACAAAGUGCAGAAAGAGGACAUCGAGGUGCGCUUCUUCCAGGACUCCUGGGAGGGGAAGGGCACUUUUUCCCAGGCUGAUGUCCACAGGCAGGUGGCUAUCGUGUUUCGCACACCACCUUACCGUGACACUAACCUCACUGAACCAGUUAAAGUCAAGAUGCAGCUCCGGCGGCCCUCUGACCGGGAGGUCAGUGAGCCAAUGGACUUCCAGUACCUGCCAGCAGAUCCAGAUGAAUACAGGCUGAGUGAGAAGAGAAAGCGGACAGGAGAAAUGUUCCAGAACCUGAAGCUGGGGCCCUUGCUAUCUAGUGUGACCACUCCACAAGACAGACAGCACAUAAACCUGCAGAGGAGAAAAGGGACAGCCAGGCCUCCAUCAGUGAACCCACAAGCUGCAGCUAUGGUGCCCCCUGGUCCCAUUGGGGCAAAAUCCCAGCCCCCAUUCUCAUUCCAGCCCGGCCAGCUAUUCUCAGACCAGACAAAGGUAGAAGCAAAUCUCAGCAAACCCCCCAUCUCAGCAGCAGCUACCAGCCAGUCAUGGAAGAUCACAAACCUGGGCUCCCAACCCAAAGCAAACCCAAUGUCUGCCUUUUCAAUGAACCCAGCACCAACCACCACCUCCUCUACCAUUGCUUCCACUUCUAAUCAGGACUACUCAACAGUCAACUUGUCCGAUCUUCAUGAAUUCUUCCCCAACAUUUCCUCGACUAUCACCCAGCCGGAUGCAGCAGCUUCUUCUCAAGUAAACUUGGCCUCCUCACAGACGAGCAACUCCUUCAACCUCCAGAGCUCGCAGUUCCGGGCGGAGCCACCACUUGUAGAUGAAGAUAUCCCAGACUUCCCUAGCUUCUCCGAUGUCGCAGGCACAGUCAACCUGGGAAGCCUAAACAUGGAUGACUUGGAGGACAUUCUGAACCCCCGCUCUGAUGGUGGAAUUUCGAUGAUGGGUCAACCUUCGUGCCAGUCAGCUGGCCCUUCCAUCUCCUCAGCUGCUGCCCAGAUCAGUGCAGCAUCCCAGAACACUUCUGAUCCUGCCAGCAACCCAGGAAGCACUUGGAUGAAUUACCCCAACAGCAUUGUCACUCUGCUCCAGAACGAAAGCAUGAUGGACAUCAGAACCAAUAACCAGCCUCCAAUGCUCGACGAGUACGAUGUUUUGAUGUCUGGAGACGAAGAUCGUCUUAUUUCCAUUUUUAAUAGUGGAACCCAAGCUGGGUUUGUGUCAGGACACCCAACUUAGAUUUGAUUUCAUUUUCAUAAAGACCACUUGUAUCUUCCCCUGUAGACACCAGGACUAAAACUUCUUUAUUAAGUCAAAAAAGGAAGAGGUAGAGGAGACCGAAUGUAGCAGCACUGCUCAAUGUGGACACACUUAAAUACCAGCAAUGACUUUAUGGUAUUCAGUCUGAGGGUUUUGCCCAGUCAUAUAGUUUGUCUGACAAAUUAUAGAACCCACGACAAACAUGAUCAGAUUUCAUCCCCCUUGUGAAAACCACUGCCACUGUUUAAAAUCAUUGUCAAGACAAUGAUGGUGGAAGCAGCUUCACCAGUGAAUGUUUUAAAAAGACAGCUUAGAUACUUUGAUAAAGUUGUCUACUGUGGUUGCUUUUGGUGGAACACGUUAAGCAUGUUUUUGUACUGUCAUUUGAACAAUUUUGGUAGCUGUGGUCAUAGAAAUGUUCAAAUUUUGUCUGCCUUUUUUUUUUUUAUACAAAAGGUUUCAUAUAUGUAAUCAGAUCUAGAGGUAAGUCUAUACAAAUUAUGUCCAUUGUUUGAACGUCCCUUUGGAUUUCUGAAGGUUGUCACAAACUAUCUGAAUGUGCCAAGAACCAAAUGAAGGUGUACAUUUAUCAAACAAGCAACAUUACUAUUUACAUGCUCAUACUAGAGACUGUGCUUUUUUGUCUGGUAACAUUUACCACUGCUCUCUAAUCCUUUUUCUACACUUAUUCUAUCAGUAAUGGCUGCAUUUUAACUCAGUUGUUUCAGAUUUGCUAUACUCUGCAGUAAGAUGCUUUGCAUUAAUUCUUCUGUUUUUACACAUAUUAUGGAAGUGGAUUGUGCAGGUUUUUUUGUUUGUUUGUUGGAAUGAAAGACUGUCAACAUCCAAAACACUUUCUUGGCAAAAGAAAAAAAAAAAAAAAAAA